Tinamus guttatus (white-throated tinamou) is the source of this 2237-nucleotide messenger RNA. Lineage: Eukaryota; Metazoa; Chordata; Aves; Tinamiformes; Tinamidae. The record is from RefSeq and is a predicted model, not a curated record.
AUGAAGAGAUCAGUUCCAGAUGUGUGUGCUACUUGCCACGCUGAUGCCACUUGCCAACAAAUUGAAGGAAAAAGUGUCUGUAUUUGUAACUAUGGAUUUGUGGGGAAUGGAAGAACGCAUUGCCAAGACAAAGACGAGUGCCAGAUUGGAGCUGCCAAGAUGUGCGGGAACCAUACCCUGUGUCAUAACACACAUGGAAGUUUUUACUGUGUUUGCCUUGAUGGAUAUCGUGCCUCUAACAACAACAAGACUUUUAUUCCCAACGAUGGAACGAACUGUACAGAUAUAGAUGAAUGUGAAGAAUCUGGGAUGUGUGGUCCCAAUGCAAGAUGUGUGAAUACGGAAGGAAGCUACAAGUGUUACUGUAUUGAUGGUUAUAAACUAGAAAAUGGAGAAGAUUUUUUUCAUCCAGAUGAGAAUAUGGUUUCAUGCAAAGAAAUCAGUUGUGGCUCCCCUCCUGAGAUGAAGCAUGGUUACAUUGUAGGGAACUACGGAUUGGUACCAGGAAGUGCGGUUCGUUACCAGUGUAAAGAAGGGUUUUACAGCGAAGAGGGGGAUUUUUCUAUUUGCACUGCAAAUGAAACUUGGGAACCUGCCACUUUAAGCUGUAAAGGUGUGGAUUGUGGAGUUCCACCUUCUAUCAUAAAUACGUAUUCACCAUCUUUAAAUGAAACCACAUAUGGAAGUGCAGUUACGUACCGUUGUGCUCAUGGUUACUUUAUUACAAGUGGCAAUCAGACUGCAGUUUGCAAUGCCAAAGGCCAAUGGGAUGGUGCCGAUUUGGUGUGCAGAGAAAUAGACUGUGGCAAACCCUUGUUGAUUCCACACACAGAAAUGGUCUGGGACAACUCUACCACACUGCGGAGCAGAGUGUACUAUCGAUGUGAAGAAGGAUAUUACUUCCAUGGAGACAGGAAUUUUUCAGAGUGCACAAUGGACCAGAAGUGGGAAAAUAUUACAUACCUAUGCAAAGAGGAAGAAUUACUCAGUAACUUGUCCAUAUUCAAUGAAACCUGUGUGAAGUGGCAGAGGAAAACGGGAAGAUCUGGUGUGCAGAAAACAUACACAUUUCGCAUACUGGGUCAAAGGUGGGAUGAGAAGACCUUCUCAGAGGUUGUGACACUUAACAUCACUACAAGAGAAGACAACCCAGAGGUCUGCCUAGAACUCGACUCCGGCACUAACUAUCUGGUGAAUGUUACCACCAUCUCUUCUGCAAACGUCACCGUCUCAGGUACAGUAGCAGUUCAGACAAAAGUAAAGGAAGCUUUCAACAAUGUAUUAAUUUUUAAUGACACCUGCUUGAAAUGGCAGAGAAAUGUCAGGGGAGCUGCUAUAGAAGACAGAUAUUCAUUUCAUGUGCAAGGCCAGCGUUGGUAUCAGAAGGAGUUUUUUCAUGAAAUGACUUUCAGCCUUACCACGUACAAGCGGGCUCCAGAAGUUUGUUUUGAUUUGCAGCCAGGCACAAAUUACUCUGUUAAUAUUUCCAUAGUAGCUUUGAAUUUUUCACUGCUGGUUUCCAUGACAACACAGAUUGCAGAUCCUCCGUUCCCAGAUGUAGAGUUUGUUGCAGUAAAAGGUUCUGUGCCCUUGCUCCGACUCCGGAAAGCAGAUGAUCGGAACGGCCCGAUCAGUUUUUAUCAAGUGAUUGUGGUUCCCCUGGGUUUGCAGAACACUUUUAUUUGCGAUUCGUUUGCUGCUGCAACUUUCUUCAGCAACACCACUGACACCGAGGGAUACGUGGCAGCUGAAUUCCAAGCCAAAGAUGUUGCUGAUAACAUGUCAGUCACUCUUGGAGACAGACAUUACUACGGGAAGUUUUAUAAUGCUCCUUUAAAGUUGGGAAAAGAGUAUUCUGUUUUUUUGAGAAUAAUAAGCGAGUGGAAUAAGGUGAGAACACAGUCCUGUGCUGUUUGGGCACAAAUUAAAAAUUUAUCGCCCGCUCCACAAUACGUGACCGCCGUCGGAUUAGGGUCGGUUGCUGCCAUCUGCCUUAUACUGUUCCUUUCUUUCUCAGCAGCACGGUCCUUUCUGGACAGCACAGCCCGCUGCCCGCCUGCUGCUUUGGUCUGUGAAGCCGUGCAUUUAUCUGCUACCACAGACAUGACACAAGCAGGGAUCACAUCAUCCUUCCUAGAGAAUGAAAAUGUCUCUCCUCUCUAAUGUUUUAUCCCCCCGAGUCAGCACAGAGAAAAUCCAGUCUCCUUACCAAAGUCAAUGUACGUCAGAUAUAGGUG